AUGGCGAGAUUAAUGGUGUUGAUGUUGGUGGCUGUAUAUCUUCUUCCGGCCAUUGUUACCGGCAGCCGGCCGAUGGAGAAUCCGCUAACGCUGGAAGGACGAGUGUACUGUGAUACUUGUCGCUUAGGCUUUGAGACCUCCGCUACAACCUAUAUUUCCGGUGCGAAGGUGAAAGUGGAAUGCAAGAACAGGAACACACAUGAGCUUAUGUACACUAAGGAGGCAACAACAGACCAAACGGGAACCUAUAAAAUGACAGUUAAUGAUGAUCACCAAGACCAAAUCUGCGAUGUUAUGUUGGUAAGUAGCCCUCAGAAUGACUGUGCCAAAGUUAGUGAAGGGCGUGAUCAUGCUCGUGUAGUUCUUAGUCAAUCCAACGGUAUUGCUUCAGAUAAGCGAUAUGCGAAUGCUAUGGGUUUUGUCAAGGACCAGGCAAUGGAGAUUUGCAACAAACUUCUUGAGCAAUACAAUGAAGAUGAUUAAUCCAGCUCAUUAUUGGUUUAUCUUCGGUUUAAUAAAUUUCUGUCAAAUG
Messenger RNA from Impatiens glandulifera, 532 nucleotides. RefSeq names its product pollen-specific protein C13-like. Bases 1 to 483 code for a protein of 160 amino acids. The transcript is spliced from 2 exons. NCBI's taxonomy places the organism in Eukaryota, Viridiplantae, Streptophyta, Magnoliopsida, Ericales, Balsaminaceae. The record is from RefSeq and is a predicted model, not a curated record.